This is a messenger RNA of Myodes glareolus (Bank vole), 990 nucleotides long. The record is from RefSeq and is a predicted model, not a curated record. NCBI's taxonomy places the organism in Eukaryota, Metazoa, Chordata, Mammalia, Rodentia, Cricetidae.
UUUAUUAACUCAGUAGAGAGUUUCCAGAAGAGAAUGGAAGAAGUGAAUCAAACCACAGUGACUGAAUUCAGCCUUGAUGGGUUAACAAAGAAUCCAGAACUCCAAUUACCUCUAUUCCUCAUCUUUCUAGGAGUCUAUUUGGUUACAGUUGUGGGAAAUCUAGGCAUGAUCAUCUUGAUUAAGUUUAGUUCUCAGCUUCACACACCCAUGUAUUAUUUACUCAGCAGUCUGUCCUUUAUUGACUGCUGUCAGUCCACUGUCAUUACUCCCAAAAUGCUGGUGAACUUUGUGACAGAGAAGGAUGUCAUCUCCUACCCAGAAUGCAUGGCUCAGUUCUACUUUUUUGGUGCUUUUGCUACUGCAGAAUGUCACAUGUUGGCUGUAAUGGCAUAUGACCGCUAUGUGGCUAUCUCUAACCCUUUGCUUUACAGUGUAACCAUGUCCUAUCAAGUCUGUUUGUGGAUGGUUGCUGGGGUAUAUGCUAUUGGAUUUCUUAGUGCCAUGGUUCCUGCUUUCUUCAUGAUGAGAUUGCUUUUCUGUAAGGCUAAUAUAAUAAAGCAUUACUUCUGUGAUCUUUUCCCAUUACUGGAACUCUCUUGUUCUAGUACUUUUAUCAAUGAAGUACUAAUACUGUCCCUUGGUUCAUUUGAUAUUCUUAUACCAGCUAUGACCAUUCUUAGCUCUUACAUAUUCAUCAUUGUCAGCAUCCUCCAUAUUCAAUCCACUGUGGGAAGAUUUAAGGCCUUUAGCACCUGCGGCUCCCACAUCUUGGCUGUUGCUCUCUUUUUUGGUUCUACAGCGUUCAUGUAUCUUCAGCCAUCAUCAGUCAGUUCCCUGGGACAAAGUAAAUUGUCAUCUGUGUUUUAUACCAUUAUUGUGCCCAUGUUGAAUCCCAUGAUCUACAGCCUGAGAAAUAAAGAUGUCAAAAUUGCCCUUAAAAAAUUAAUUCAAAAGGUCAGUUUCUAUUCAACCAAGAAUGAUUUUCAUUAG